Molecule: messenger RNA, 5625 nt
Organism: Oryzias latipes (Japanese medaka)
Lineage: Eukaryota; Metazoa; Chordata; Actinopteri; Beloniformes; Adrianichthyidae
Gene: phf8
Product: PHD finger protein 8
Source: RefSeq, a predicted model, not a curated record
AACAACGGUCUGACGUUAUCCCCUUUGAAAUGGCGUUGAUGGCCUCAAAGGCGAUGUUACUUUUAAUCAUUGCUGUCGUUUAGACUGCUUCAGCUUUCUUUCUUUUUAGCUUCAGCGUCAAUAUUUUGAUCAGAUUUUAUUAUGUUGGAAUUUUUAAGUUUAUAAACAAAAAUGUGGUAAAGCAAAUUAUUGAUAUUUGGUGUUACAUAAUAAGGCCGCAGCUGCCCCAAGCUUGCGUAGAGAUUACAACCGCCUUUCAAUGCUAGGACUAGCAUCAAAGCUACAUAUCGGUUCUGAAGGAAAACGAGCUGACAGUGGCUAUACAUAAAUACUUUUCAGUGCAUUUGUAUAUUACUGUUAGAUUCUCUGACUUGCCACUCUCCUGAAUCAGAUUUGGAAACCAUUUUUUGUUUUAUGUUCUUUUAUAUUUUAUAAAUUCGUCCUUAAAACAUGGCAUCAGUGCCAGUGUACUGCUUGUGUCGACUCCCUUAUGAUGUGACACGAUUCAUGAUUGAAUGCGACAUUUGUCAAGACUGGUUUCAUGGAAGCUGUGUUGGAGUGGAAGAGGACAAAGCAGCUGAAAUUGACCUGUACCACUGCCCAAACUGUCAGGUCACACACGGGCCAUCUGUCAUGCGCAAACGCCGUGGCGGCAAUAAACAGACAGAUGGAAGUGCUGCAGCAUUAAGAGAUCCAAGUCGGCCUGUAAAGACGGGAAGUCCACAGUUUGUCAGAGAGCUGAGGAGCCGUACAUUCCCAAAUGCAGAUGAAAUCUUGCUAAAGCCAUCAGGGGCACAACUGACUGUGGAAUUCUUGGAAGAGCACUCAUUCAGUGUCCCUGUCAUGGUCUUGAGGCGCGAUGGGUUAGGCAUGACCCUUCCUCCAGCUUCGUUUAGCGUUUCUGAUAUAGAGCACCACAUUGGUCCAGAUAAAGAAAUUGAUGUGAUUGAUGUGUGUCGGCAAUGUGAUCUGAAGAUGAGACUAGGAGACUUUGUUGAAUAUUACAACAGCCCUAACAGAGACAGGGUACUCAACGUCAUUAGUCUGGAGUUUUCUGAGACUAGGCUCUCUAACCUGGUAGAAACUCCCAAAAUAGUGAGGAAACUGUCAUGGGUGGAAAACCUCUGGCCUGAAGAGUCUGUUUUUGAGCGCCCUAAUGUCCAGAAGUACUGUUUGAUGGGAGUAAAAGACAGCUACACAGACUUUCACAUUGAUUUUGGAGGCACCUCAGUAUGGUACCAUGUCUUGAGGGGGGAGAAAAUCUUCUACCUGAUUUCUCCAACUCCAGCCAACCUGGCCCUAUUUGAACAGUGGAACUCCUCUUCUAACCAGAAUGAGAUGUUUUUUGGAGACCAGGUUGAUAUGUGCUACAAGUGUUCCGUGAAACAGGGAAACACACUGUUCAUACCAACUGGAUGGAUUCAUGCAGUGUUGACUCCAGUUGAUUGCCUGGCUUUUGGAGGAAACUUCUUGCAUAGUCUCAACAUUGAUAUGCAGAUCAGGGCUUAUGAAAUAGAGAAGAGGUUAAGUACAGCAGAGUUGUUUAAAUUUCCCAACUUUGAAACAGUUUGUUGGUAUGCUGGCAAACAUCUGCUCGAUACCUUAAGAGGUCUGAGGGAAAACCGGAGACACCCUGCGAGUUAUCUCAUUAAUGGAGCCAAGGCCUUGAAUAAUUCCUUCCGCUCCUGGACUCGUAAAGAGGCCUUAGGAGACCAUGAGGUGGAGAUUCCUGAGACCAUCAAUACUCAGACACUCGUGAAGGACUUGGCCAAGGAGAUUCGCAUGGUUGAGGACAUCUUUCAACAGAAUAUUUCCCGCUCUGGGUCUCAGUUUCCUGGUGGACCAAUCUCAAAAGCUCCUCUGAGCACCUCUCAGAACUCUGGACGCCCCCCUGGAAAAAAGAAAGGGCCAAAACCCAAGGAUGCAACGGUGGUUCUUGGGUCCCCAGCAACCAAAAAGAAGAGUCAGAAGGGUUUAACUAAAGUAGAGCCAGGAGAACUCGAUCUUAUUGAGAUUCAUACCAAACAUACUCUCAAAAAAUUUCAGCCUGGAAAAUCCAAACACAAGAACAAGUUGGAGCUUCCUAUUGAUGAUUUUGAAGGGAACCUCAAGAAAAGUAAACUAAAGCUUGUGUUGACAAAUGGAAAAAUCCAAGGUAAAAAGGACGGAAGUAGCAAUGGAGCCGGAAAUGCUCGGAACUACAAGCAUCUCGCCACAGAGGGCUCCAGUCUUUCUGAUUUGGAAUCAGAGGAAGAGUUGCAGAUUGAUGAGACCCCACCUCCACGGCGCAAGUCUGCAGGACUUGACAAGAAAAAGAAACUAAUCGGUCUUCCUAGAAAGUUACCUCGAGCAAAACCGUGUUCUGAUCCCAAUCGCAUUAGAGAGCCAGGAGAAGUUGACUUUGAUAUUGAGGAGGAUUACACCACUGAUGAAGAAGCAAUGGCUGCUCAUGGAGUGCAGGGAGGUGCAGGAGGCAUCCUAGACUUAUUAAAGGCCAGCAAGCAAGUUGCCGGCUUAGAUUCUGCAACACUCAGUGAGGAAGCCCCAGCCUCUCCCAGCACUCGAGACGCGAUACAGGGUAUGCUUUCUAUGGCCAACCCUCCUUCCUCGUCAUCCUCCUCCUCUUCUUCAUCACCCGUAUCUAUUUCUGGGGGCCUAACAGAAGGAUUAGGGGUCAUGAAGGAAAAGGGAGGUAGAGCCAUUUGGGUAACUGGAGGGGUAAAGAAGACAGCAAAUCCUGAGAAAAAACCUGUCAUCCAGCGACCUGGAAAAAGGACGAUUAAAAGGCCGGCGCGUCAUCUCAGUGAUGAAGACAGCCCAGAUGAGCAAGAGACAUUAGGAACCUGUUUUAAAGAUUCUGAUUAUGUGUACCCUUCCUUGGAGUCAGACGAGGAAGAUUAUACCAGCAAAACUAAGAUGAAGCGUAAAAAAAAUUGGGACGACACACCUUGGAGCCCAAAAGCACGAGUAAUGCCUACUCUUCCUAAACAAGACAGACCACCCAGAGAAGGAGCUCGAGUUGCUUCCGUAGAAACUGGCCUUGCGGCUGCUGCCGCCAAGUUGGCUCAGCAGGAGCAACAAAAGCCUGCGAAAAGGAAGUACAGCAAAAGACAACGGCCUCCACCUGUUGCUCCACCUCCUCCUGUGCAGAGUGAGCCUGCCCCGCCCUCACCUACACCAGUUUCAGAGUCUGCAGAAGAUGCCAGCCCUGACAGAAGGAUGGAUUAUUACUCUGCCAGUCUGCUAGACCAUGAAUACACAGCUGGACCAGGACCUUUUGGCUCUGGAGGUCCACGAGGCAGCGGAGCCAUGGCUCCUGGUGUGUUUUUAACUUCUCGAAGACAUUCCCUGUCACCUCAAAACACCAGUUCCCAUUCAGGUGCAUCCCCUGCUGGUUUAACCAGCCAAGGGGUAACAGGAGUUGGUCAAGGCAAACGUCCAAAGAAAGGACUUGCCACUGCAAAACAGAGACUUGGAAAAAUUCUGAAAAUUCAUCGCAAUGGUAAACUACUCCUCUGAGAGAAAUGGGAUUAAAGACCUUGUACAAAUGAAAAAAUACCUUUUUCAAGUAAGCUUGAAGGAUAUAAUUGUCUAUAUUUUUUACUUUUUAUAAAUGUAUUCACUCUUUUUAAUUAAUAUUGAACUCAUAUCUUGUCCUUCACUAGUUACUUUGUUUGCACUUGUGUUUAACUUUGUCAAGGCAUUUUCAAAGACAAAUAUGACAUUUAAAGGGCUCUUACGCACUAAACCAACAUCAAAAAGUCAGCUAACACAACAAAAGAAUCAACAGUGACUUGUCCUUUAGGGAUUAAUUACAAAGAUGUAACUUGAAUCUGGUAAAAAAUUUAAAAAAUAACUUAAACCUGCUUUACUGUAAGAAAGCACAGUUUCGUUGUGUGCUAGAGGACAGAGUUUUGUGCUAAAAAUUGAGAUGAAGUCUGUAUAUUGUUUUUAGGUUAGAUAACAUGCAAAACCAAUAAAGCUUGUAGUUCAUUUAAUGUUUUAAUUACAAUUAGUUUUUUUUAGCCAAUCAGUUCAAAUUAGCUUCAUUCUUUAGAUUUGUAUGGUAAACUUAAUCUGUUCUUUAUGAUACAAGUGAAAAACAUUUGGACUAUAAAACACUGUUAAUGGAACUUCAACACAUGGAUAUUAAAGAAACGGUCAAAUAUUUGGUUGAAAUAUAUUUGAAAAAGUUAGCUUAUAGUUUUGAUGUUUUAUUACAAACCAAAGAGAGCAAAUCACCAACUUUUUUUUUUCAACAAAUAAUUGUUGGCUUGGUGUAAAAGGCCCAGGUAAAGAGUAUUUUUUUUUUGUAUAUUUGUGUAGUAAUUCAUUUUAAAACAUUUGAAAAUUAUAAAAAUAAUUUGAAAAUAUGUGGAUAUUUUACAUUUGUUUGUUUUUUUUAUUUCAUUUUUUUCUUUUUUGUUGGCAGUGGUUAUUUUAGAGCUUGUAUUUACAUUGUACGACACGUUUGGCAGUUUUUAAAGGGAAAGAAAACAUGUUGGACUGAGUAUGUCUCUAGGUACUCUUUAUUUCGUUGUAGACCAUAUUUUUAUUUACAUGUACAAAGUCAUUGUAAAGAAUGAUUUCAUGUGGAUCUAACUUUUACCAUUUUAUUUUUUAUGAGUGUUAAUGAAGGGCAAAGAAAAGGUAGCAAAACUCCACUUUAUGCAGACAGAUCUUCAUUUUGGGAGCUCUAAAUGUGAGACCACGCUAUCAGAAUUUUAUUUAUUUUUUUCAUAUUUAUUAACAUAGAGUUUUUGAGGUAUUUUUUUUUGUUUUUUACAUGUUUUCUGUACUGUAAUUAUUUUUAAACCAAUUUAAACAUACAAAUUCCCACCCAUGACAAUGUAACAUGUUUUAACAAGUUCUUUGAUUGUGAUUGUAAAUAUUUGUAAAAAUAUAUAGAUAUAUGUGUAUAUGUAAAUAUACUGUAUAUCUUCUUUGAAGAACAGUUUUUUUUAAUUGGUGGAUAAUGAUCAUUUUUUUCAGCAUGUUGCCAUAAUUGGAGCAUUGAGUGGCAUUGGCAGCACCCUUGGGUCAGAUGUAAUGAUUUGCUUUCCUAUUAUAGAAUGUACUAACCAUAAAAUCUUGAAUGAAACAACAGUCAAAUGAAUAAUUUCAGUGAGGAUUGUAAAUAAAUGUUUAAACCUCAGUUUCUUUUGUAGCUAUAAAGAACUUUUCAAAAUAACUUGUACAUGACACAACACUGUAAUAGGACUCUUUUUUUUUUUUUUUUUUUUAUACAUAUUUGUAUGCCGUCACUGUUAUUCUUUGUUCAUGCUAGUUAGUGUAAUAUUGAAAGUUUGCUUGAAAACAAAAUUGCCCUUGAUAAGUUUAGUUAAUUUAGUUUCCUGAUAGUUUUUUAUAGUCUCAUUUGUGUUGUAUUACCUGUAUCUGAAACAAUAUGUUUUUAAUAUGAUUUGGAAAAAGAUAAACUUAAGCUUGGGCUAAAUCUGCACAUCUGAGUUUUUUUUUUAUGACAAAAUACCCAGAAAUGUUUUAGUGGCUACGUCAGGGGUGUUUAAAAGUUCACUUGGCGUAUCAUUUUUUAUAUAUAUUUCUGUAAACACUGUAAUGUGUCUAUAAAUAUGUAUUUGUACCAUAAAAUUAUUUGUUUUUGUA